Necator americanus (New World hookworm) is the source of this 267-nucleotide messenger RNA. RefSeq lists its product as uncharacterized. The transcript has a single exon. Bases 1 to 267 code for a protein of 88 amino acids. The record is from RefSeq and is a predicted model, not a curated record. NCBI's taxonomy places the organism in Eukaryota, Metazoa, Nematoda, Chromadorea, Rhabditida, Ancylostomatidae.
AUGCUAUUAUUAUUAUUAUCGCUAUUAUUAUUAUUAUCGCUAUUAUUAUUAUUAUUAUUAUUAUCACCACUAUUAUUAUUAUUAUUAUUAUUAUUAUCGCUAUUAUUAUUAUUAUUAUUAUUAUUAUUAUUAUUAUUAUUAUUAUUAUUAUUAUUAUUAUCACCACUAUUAUUAUUAUUAUUAUUAUUAUCACUACUAUUAUUGUUAUUAUUAUUAUUAUUAUUAUUAUUAUUAUUAUUAUUUAGAAAUCAGCGUUUGAACAGUUGA